CCACUGAAUAAAGCAGAGAGGCGACUGCGGUUCGUGUGGUUUUAGCUCAGGAACUUAGAACGGGAACAUGUGAGCAGGGAAUGGACAACUGGAAGCAGGAUUACAAACUACACCGAGAAGCAGGCGGGCUGCCGUAUAGGAGACUCACCGGGACACGGGGGUAGCAGCAGCUUCAAUAAGAAGUCAAGUGCAACACUUUCGAGAAGGCAGACUUUUACGCAGCAGAUCAUACGGAGGAAUACCGAACCAAAGAUGAAUACUAUUGUGUUUAACAAAUUGAGCAACCAGGUCCUCUUCGAUGAGAAGGCGAAGGAGGCCGAGAGGAGCAGUAGAAAUUAUUUAGAGGUAAUAGAUGGACAGCAUCCGGACCUUCAUCCAGACCUGCUAUCAAGCAAUCAUCACGUUAUCAAAGACAACAACGGCAUCAGACACAGGAGGCCUACAGUCUGCAACCUUGACAACUACGUUAUGAAAACAAAAUCUGAAAAGGGCCGUCAGAACGGUGGGAAGGUGCGACACAAGCGCCAGGCUCUACAGGACAUGGCUAGGCCUCUGAAGCAGUGGCUCUACAAACACAGGGACAACCCAUACCCCACUAAGACAGAGAAAAUCCUGCUAGCCCUCAGCUCUCAAAUGACCUUGGUCCAGGUGUCUAACUGGUUUGCCAACGCCAGGCGGCGCCUGAAGAACACAGUGAGACAGCCAGAUCUGAGCUGGGCGCUGCGCAUCAAACUCUACAACAAAUACGUCCAGGGCAACGCAGAGAGACUGAGUGUCAGCAGCGAUGACACCUGCUCAGAAGACGGGGACAACCCUCAGCGGAUGCAGACGAGCGGCGGCGAGUUCAGCAAGCCCAUGUACCAGAGCGUCAUCAAGAAAGAGGGUGCCACCAUGAUGGGGACGGGGCUCCGAGCCGCUGACGCCGCCUCAUUGGCCGAAGACUACGUGACUCCGCCUCCUAAGUACAAGAGCAGCUUGCUUCACCGGUACCUUAACGACUCGCUGAGACACGUGAUGGUGGCCAACGGUGUCAUGGACGCCAGGAAGAGGAACCACUCGGGAUCCUUCAGCUCCAACGAGUACGACGACGAUCUCCUCUCCCCGUCGUCCUCAGAAACCGAGGCAAACUUUGUUUAUCGAGCUGAAACCAUGGACCAUGGAUCAAGUAAAUGUGACAAUGGGGGUGUUGAGAAGGUGCGGGGCAAAGACGAGACGUACUGGAAGGAGAUCAACGCAGCCAUGGCCUUGACUAACCUGGCGCAGGGAAAGGACAGCGGCGGAUCAGGGACGACCAGCUGCAUCAUCCAGAAGUCCUCUCAUAUAUCAGAAGUAAAGACUGUCAAAGUGCCUCUGGUGCAGAAGUACUAGCGCCUAUCACGGAGUCGUCUGUCUCCAACUCAUCUUCCCUUCUGCUCUCUAUGCAACACCAACCUUCCCUCUGAAAAUUCACUUGGAAGAGACAGUCAAAAACAAGAAACAAGUACUCUCUUUUUUCUGUCUGUAAAAAUGCAGCAGAACUGAAGACAUCCUAUUUCGUGUGUGGGUUGUGUUUUGACCUGCAUCACAUGCAUUAGACAGGUGUUGACAUGAUCAUCGUUAGCUGCAUUGUUCAGUUCUGAACGAGACACUUUUGUUAUGUUAACUUAUUUGAUGUAUCUGAAUUUCAUUUUUUUUUAUACUCCGAAAUUUGUAUUGUACUUUUGCCAAAGUGCCUUUUUGGAAGCAAAGCAUCACACCCAUUGUGGUUAAUAAUGUACAGAGUGCCUCUGGGAACAUAAAGGACUAUCUGAAGAGGCAAAAUAAUAUGGUCUUAUAAGCUUCUUCUGUAGGACUCCCUCCCUCCAUGAUAUGUGCCUUACAACGUGAAUGAAUUUAGCUGACCUUAAAUAAUAUCUGUACUGUUCUAAUUUAUCAAGACAGACAAACACACACACACACAAAGCAGUGUGUGACUAAAUUAAAUGAAACUAAACAGACAAUAACUGUGAAUAUAUAGAUAAAGUUCACUCCAGCCAAACACACUAACACCUAGCACUUGAGGGUUAGAAUGGAUAGGAUACCAGCAGAUCCAUUGUGCUGUCGUUAGUCACAACCACCAUCAUGUUUUCCACAGCUCGGCCUUGGGAGUUUUAUUUCUGAGAGGGGAUGGAUCCUUAUCAAGGUUUUUAAACUGGAAAGCGCAAGCAAAUGUUGACCAAGCACCAGCACACAGGCAUGCUCACGUGCACACACACGCAGGCAGACAAGCAGACAGACACACACACACACACACACACGGACGGGAGGUUUAGUCGGCACAGUGCUAUAUCUGUUUAAUCAAAGAGGGCUGUGAACUAAAGGGAUGUUUUCCUGUCUGUUAUCAGUGUAGUAUUAUAUGAAGUGCCGUGUUGCUCCCUUACAUGUUAUCGUUUAGAACAAGGUACGUCAACAGUGUAAAAAAAGACUAGGAGGUCAAUUCAAUCCAACUCGGAUUGCAGUAUUUAUGCAGUGGCUAUUUUUCCAAUGGUCAAAUGAAUUCACAGACUGGUCUUGGGUUAUGUAUAAAAACCUACAACUAUGACCAGGGC
Messenger RNA from Oncorhynchus masou masou (cherry salmon), 2567 nucleotides. Its product is annotated as homeobox protein Mohawk-like. Gene Ontology annotation, biological process: muscle organ development; regulation of transcription by RNA polymerase II; cell development. Gene Ontology annotation, molecular function: RNA polymerase II cis-regulatory region sequence-specific DNA binding; DNA-binding transcription factor activity, RNA polymerase II-specific. The transcript has 8 exons. Bases 253 to 1368 code for a protein of 371 amino acids. Gene Ontology annotation, cellular component: nucleus. Lineage: Eukaryota; Metazoa; Chordata; Actinopteri; Salmoniformes; Salmonidae. The record is from RefSeq and is a predicted model, not a curated record.